Molecule: messenger RNA, 4045 nt
Organism: Caenorhabditis sp. 36 PRJEB53466
Lineage: Eukaryota; Metazoa; Nematoda; Chromadorea; Rhabditida; Rhabditidae
Source: the annotation of a GenBank genome assembly
AUGGACUGGAUUAUUGGUUGCAGAAGACACACCGGUUAGGUUAAUUAGGCGAGCAAUGAGAGAUUAGAUCGGAGGACAGUUGUUAAGAAGUAGAUUGAGUCACUAAUGAGCACGUGUCACACAUUAGAAUACAUAUGCUAGGCUGAGAAGAGUAAGGCGCAAAGUUAACUUUCUUGAGUUCCAAUGCCAAAUUGAGUAGAUUUCAUGUCGAAGAACAAUGAGGAUUUCCUUAAUUAAUUCGGAUCGGUUUGUAAUAAAGGGGGAAGUAUAUUUUUUUUAAAGAUGGAAGGAUGCUAAACUCGGAGUUUAUUGUUCACAUGUUUUUUCUUGUCAUUUCUCCGUGAGCCACGUGGUAUCGAGUACCUAACAAAAAGCUGAAUCAGCCGAACGCUUUUGGGUAGCUUGACAGUAAAAAUGGCGACAACCUGCACAUCUAACUGACAGAUAAUUCAAAUUUUAUGCGCAGCCGUCGUACUUCACACCCUUUGCACUGUCCCCCUCCCCCUCUUUCGAACGGCCGUUUUCGCGCCCUUGUUUGCGGCUCUCAGUGUCGAUUUACGGAGGAGAGGAAGUGUUCCAUUUUUCGACGGAAAAGGAUUGUUUUUUUGUGAUUUCGGAAAGAAAAUUCAUUCACAAUGUUAACAUUUGGGGAAACAUUGCAGUGGUGAACCUAUCGGAUAAAACCAUCUCGAGAACAGAGACUAUGUUCGAAAAAGUCUUGUACUUCUGAUAAAACUCGAUUGUCUUCUUUUUCUCUCUCUCCCUUCCUCUCUUCAUUACCCAUUUUCCUUGAAUUUCGUUUUUCUCAAUUGGCAACUAUCACUUCUUACACACGCACUCAUCUCUUUAUCUUCAGAGAAUCGGAGGCACAAACCGGUCCGCGGUUCAACACCAAUCGCAAAACUGGCGUCGAAUACACCGAAUACAUCGAAUCGGACGACACUUGGUCGUCGCUACGCGGUCGGAUCCGCCGAUCUCGCAACGCCGGAGCCGAGCGCCAAAAAAGGGUGGGCAAUUAUAAAAAGAAAAUGCAUUUUCUUAAACUUCGUAACAGCGUCAACACUAUUUUCAAAUAAUUUUCAAAUACUAAUUAAUUGUGGAAGCGUGAUAAUUGGCAGAAUUUCAGGCUUAUUCAAGAACAUUUAUAGAAAAUUCUGGUUUCAAUAUUCCGAUUUUAUAAAUGCGAAAAUUCGCAGUUAUAUUGUUCCGUGGCAUUCAAGUCACCUCGACCGAUUUUAUCUCUGCGUAUCUCUCACGAGUGCUUAUUGAUUUUUCGUCGGACGCCUGCUGCCCUUAGCCCGCAAUUUGUCAUCGUUUUCAGUCGAGUUUCACCGUCGACUAUGUAUUCGCUGAAACCGAAAGUGGUUGAGUUUAAUGAAGUUUGGAACGAUCUUCGUCCAUCAAUCAUCGACAUUAUCAAUUUGCGCCCAAUUACCAACGUUCAGUGGCAUCACAAGUUCAGGUUCGUUGCAACGGCAAAAGUGUUGAAAUGGUUGCUUUAAAGUUUGGAGUAAAAACAUGAUUAAAUAUUCUUUUUCGUUUUUCAGUGAUGUCUAUGACAUUUGUGUAUCCAUCCCGAAGCCAUUGAGUGAUCAGCUCUACACAGAGGUAAAUUAGUUCGCGCAAAUGUAAUUUUGAAAAUUACCGCAUUUUCAGGUUAAGAAGUGUAUUACGGAUCAUGUUGCUCAAAAGCGAGCUGAAAUAAGUGAGGUCGAUCCGGAUUUGUUGCUCCAGGAAUACCACAAAAUGUGGACAGUUUUCCACGAGGGAGCCAUCUACAUUCACCGCCUCUUCGGGUUGGAAUAAAUGAAUCCAUAAUGGAAGGUGUAAUUCUGUUCGUUUUCAGAUAUCUGAACAAGCAGUUUGUCAAACAAAAACGAUGCACCGAUCUGGACAACUUCACGCAGUACGCCGCCUUCCUUCAGAUCCCGGACGUCAAGGAGAUUGGAUGUGUAAGUCAUCUGAAGUUGGUUUUCACAAAUCAUCAUCAUGGUUUUAGCUGGCAUUGGAAAUUUGGAAAGAGCAACUUGUGAAAACAAUUCUGGCGAAGCUCGUCCAGCUUCUGCUCAUCGCCAUUGACGGCGAUCGAAAAGGAAACUUCCCGCAGGUAGCGUCAGUCGUCUCGGGCGUCAUCAACAGUUUCGUCAAGAUGGAGGAGACCGACUUUGAAGCCGUUCCGGAAGGAACUCGUUAUAGAGCACGCGAGUCGACCACCGCUUUCUAUCAGGAGAGCUUCGAGAAACCGUAAGUGUUUUAGAGCUUUCGAUACUAUUCUCAUUCAUUGUCAGACUUCUGAUGGAUACCGAGCAAUACUACUCGGCACUGGCUCAAAAGAUGCUCGCUGAGCUCAGCUGCAGUCAAUACAUGGAGCAGGUCAUAUUGCUUCUCGAACAAGAAGAGUUGCGUGCCAAAAAGUACUUGCAUGAGUCGAGCGUCGACAAAGUAAUCCAACUGUGUCAAAAAGUGAUGAUAAAAGCGCACAAGGAGAAGUUGCACGCGGUUUGCCACGAGCUCAUCACCAACGAGGAGAAUAAGGACCUCCGCAACAUGUAUCGUCUUCUGAAGCCGAUUCAGGCCGGCCUAUCGGUGAUGGUCAAGGAGUUCGAGGAGUACGUCAAGAGAAAGGGACUGGAGGCAGUGGCCCGACUCUCCGGAGACAACGUCCCACAGCAAUUUGUGGAGAAUGUGCUCAAAGUGUACAACAAGUUCAACGACAUGAAAACUGCUGUGUUCAUGGACGACGGAGAGUUCUCCAGUGGCCUCGACAAGGCUCUGCAGGGUGUUGUCAACUCGAAAGAGGCUUCUCCGAAUGCCAGUGAACGUCUGGCUCGUUACACAGACUCGUUGCUCAAAAAGACGACGAAAGGGUUGUCGGAGACGGAUUUGGAGGCAAAACUCGGCAGCGCCAUUGUCAUCUUCCGCUACAUUGAAGAUAAGGACGUGUUCCAGAAGUUCUACUCAAAAAUGCUCGCCAAUCGACUCAUCGCCAGCACUUCUAUUUCGAUGGACGCCGAGGAGAUGAUGAUCAACAAGCUGAAGCAAGCGUGCGGAUACGAGUUCACCAGCAAACUGUCCCGAAUGUUCACUGACAUCGGAUUGAGUCAGGAGCUGUCCACUUCCUUCGACGGUCAUCUGGUCGGCGUCAAGGAAUCGCAACCAGAUGUCAAGUUCGUCCCGACAACGGCUCUCGUCCUGCAGGCCGGCAGCUGGCCUCUGAAUGCUCCGCAGUUGUCGACUAGUGCGGCGCACAGCCAAACGGCCCAAGAGGUGUCGAACUUCCACUUGCCGAGCAUACUUCUUCCAGUUUGCACAGAAUUCGAAAAGUUCUACACAGGAAAGCAUAAUGGACGCAAACUGACGUGGCUCUUCAACAUGUCGCAAGGAGACGUCCGUCUAUGCUAUCUGGACAAACAGUACGUGGCCCAGAUGUACGUUUAUCAAAUGGCCGCCGUGCUCUGCUUCGAACGUCGUGACACCAUCAGUGUGCAGAUAAUCGGAGAGGAAAUCGGAGUGAAGGGUGAGUACCUGCUCAAGACGAUGCGCACGAUUGUCGACGCGUCGAUUCUCACGUGCGAGGAUUCCACACUGACGAUUAACUCAACGCUGAAGCUGAAUAAAACGAUGACGUCAAAGAGAAUGAAGUUCCGAUUGCAAGCACCGCAAAUCAACAAACCAGUUGAAAAAGAGCAGGAGUCGGUGGCUAACACAGUGAGUUCUAAGGGAGGCUGAGCCGAAAAAUAACAGAAUUUAGUUUCAGGUCUCACAGGAUCGCAAGUACUACAUGGAGUGUGCCAUAGUACGAAUCAUGAAGACGAGGAAAGUGCUGAAGCACAAUGCGCUUGUCUCAGAGGUAAAUAUUUUAAUGAGAGUAGUAUUAAUCUUCCAAUAUACCGUUCUUCAAAACAAUGUCUUGCAGAUAAUGGAUCAAACGAAAGGACGUUUCACGCCCGACAUUCCGUUCAUCAAAAAGAGCAUAGAAGAUCUCAUCGAGAAGAUGUACAUUCAGAGAACCGACCAGAACGACGAGUAUCAGUACCUGGCGUAA